This is a messenger RNA of Effrenium voratum, 735 nucleotides long. The record is from the annotation of a GenBank genome assembly. Lineage: Eukaryota; Dinophyceae; Suessiales; Symbiodiniaceae.
AUGGUGACAGGUGCCAGCCGCGGUAUCGGUGAAGCUGCGGCACGGAGUUUGGCAAGAUACGGCGCCAAGGUUGCCCUGGCGGCACGGUCAGGUGACGAUAUCGAGCGGAUUGCGGCGGAUAUCAACGAAAACGGUGGCGAAGCAAUUGCCAUCACAUGCAAUGUCGCCGACUAUCGCGACGUGGAAAGCGCGAUCGCGCAAUGCGUGGAGACAUUCGGCACAAUCGACAUCCUCGUCAACAAUGCCGGCGUCAUCGAACCCAUCACCAGAAUUGAGGCGUCCGACCCCGACGCGUGGGGCACGGUGAUCGACGUCAAUGUGAAGGGUGUCUACCACGGACUUCGCGCCGCCGCUCCGCAUAUGCUUGAAAAAGGCGCAGGCACGAUCAUCAAUAUCAGUUCGGGUGCCGCAACCGGCGCUUUGGAGGGUUGGAGCCACUAUUGUUCGUCAAAGGCAGCAGCGCUCUCGCUGACCCGCUGCGGGGAAAAGGAAUUCGGAGAAAAGGGUUUGCGUGUCAUCGGCCUCAGCCCCGGCACCGUCGCAACCCAGAUGCAGGUCGACAUCAAGGCGUCCGGCAUCAAUCCGGUCAGCCAGCUGGACCCUUCCGUGCACAUCCCCGCCGCUUGGGUCGGUGAGGCCAUCUGCUGGCUCAGCACGGAGGCUGGCGACACCUAUCGCGGUAUCGACUGUUCCUUGCGGGACGAAGAUGUGCGCAAAGCCGCCGGACUGGUCUGA